Messenger RNA from Frankliniella occidentalis (western flower thrips), 3056 nucleotides. Its product is annotated as nose resistant to fluoxetine protein 6-like. Gene Ontology annotation, molecular function: acyltransferase activity, transferring groups other than amino-acyl groups. The transcript is spliced from 10 exons. Bases 87 to 2042 code for a protein of 651 amino acids. The record is from RefSeq and is a predicted model, not a curated record. NCBI's taxonomy places the organism in Eukaryota, Metazoa, Arthropoda, Insecta, Thysanoptera, Thripidae.
GAAUUGCACGUGCUCGAUUGUUCCUUUACACUUGAUAACUCUGGCCCACAGUGUACGAUGCCUCCACCAAAGUGCCAUCCUCCAUCAUGGCCGGCAACAUUCAGCACCUCGGCAACUUUGAUCAGUGCGUGGGCGUGCGGGUCGCGGACGCAGACACCGGUUCAGACGUGUUCCGGGGGAAGCACUGCACGGCGACCGUGUCCUUCAGGAUGCCGUCGGCCUCCGGAUGGGGGAAGUCUGCCCUCGGGGACCUGUUGCUGGCCGCCGCUAACGCGUCGGGCGAGCCCCCCGGUGAGAGGAGCGCCGAGCUGGACUGGGCGCUGUGCGUGCCAUCGACGUGUUCGGGCCGCGACGUGCAGCUGGCGCUGGCCGAGCGGCUGGCCGGACUCGCCCCGAACGGCACCGCCACAGCCGAGCCCUUCGUCUCCGUGGCCGACGACCGCUGCCUGGCUGCGGACGGUGGCCGCCAGAACAAGCCCCUACAGCCGCAGGACAUCGCCUUCAUCUGCCUGCUCCUCGUCACCAUGUACGUCAUGGCGGCCAGCACCAUCUACGACGUCCUGUGCACCCCGGCGCCCGGCGCCAGCGCCACGGACCGCCCCGCGCCGCUGUCCCGCGUGCAGCAGCUGCUCGUGUCCUUCUCGCUGCGGCGCAACGGCUCCACGCUGCUGUCCACGGCGCGCUCGGGCGACACCAUGAGCUGCAUGCACGGCCUGCGCGUGCUCAGCAUCUCCUGGGUCGUGCUGCUGCACUCGUUCUACAUGGAGGCGACCUCGCCCAACGUCAACCGGGCCGUCGUGGCCAAGCUUGGCGAUUCCGUUGGCAACAUGGUCUUGCUGAACGCCACCCUCUCGACGGACACCUUCCUGUUGCUGUCCGGUGCGCUGCUCGCCGUCAGCUUCCUGCGCACGGCGGGGUCCUCCGGCCGACUCUCUUUCAACCCGCUCUCCUUCUACUGGCACCGCUACGUCCGCAUCACGCCCGUGUACGCCGUCGUGCUCUGGUUCUACGCCAGCCUGCUGGUGCGACUAGGUAGCGGGCCGCUGUGGGACCGCCUCGUGGGCCCCGAGACGGACAACUGCGUCCUCAACUGGUGGACCAACUUGGCGUACGUCAACAACUUCGUGCAGCUGGCGGCGCCGUGCAUGAACCAGACGUGGUACCUGGCCGUGGACAUGCAGCUGUUCUGGCUCUCGCCUCUGGUGCUUGUGCCGCUGAUGCGCUGGCCACGCUUCGGGCGAGCCCUGUUGUUCGUCCUGGUGAUCGCGGCCGUGUGCGUCCCCUUCACCAUCACCUUCGUCGGCAAUCUGGCGGGCGCCAUGCUGUACACCCUCGACCAAUCCAUGCUGGGCCAGGUGUUCGUGGACGUGUACACGCGCGUGUACAACCGCGCGGGGCCGUACCUAGUGGGCAUCGCCCUGGGCUGCGUCCUGACAGAGGUGCGAGGCCGCCGCGUUCACAUGUCCCCGGCGCUCGUGGCGCUGGGCUGGGCCGCCUCGACGGCCACUUGCCUCGCCGUGCUGUUCGGCGUGUUCGGCUUCUACCAGCGCUGGCACCAGUACUCGGCCCUGGAGGCCGGCCUGUACGCCGGCCUGCACCGCACGGCCUGGGCCGUCGGCGUGGCCUGGGUGGUGUUCGCGUGCGUCACGGGCCACGGGGGCGUCGUCAACUCGCUGCUGUCCUGGAGGCCGUUUGCUCCGCUGGCGCGCCUCUCCUACUGCGUGUACCUGACGCACUACGCCGUGCUCAUGGUGAGCCACGGCCUGCGCCGCUCUCCGGGGUACUUCAGCACCUUUCUUACGGUCCAGGAAGCCAUCGGCACUCUCACCAUCUCCUUCUUCAUCUCGGCGCUGCUGUCCGUGGCGUAUGAGAUGCCGUUCCUGGUCCUGGACCGCGUGCUGAUCCCCAGAGGUCCCGCCCCGAAGAAGGUGCAGUCCAUCGGCAGCGACUGCAGCAUCGCGACGGUGGAGGGCCACCGGGAGAGCCACCCCGACAUCCACGCCUACGACAACGCGGGCUUCGAAAAGAUGGUCGAAAAAUGAAGGUCACCCUGUGGUUUUCAGGGGUUGUGUGCCGCUAGACAAAGACAGACAAAGAGCAAUGGGGUGGCGGCAAGUAAGAAAGAUAGCGCAUUAUCUCGGGGACUUUUGUUGUUUUAUGACAAGCUGCCGGCGUUCCGGGCACGGUGGGCGUACAAGCGAAACUGCGUAUUCGUAGCUUUGUACAAUUCCACUAUUUUGAUUGCUGACGAAGGGUUCUUAUGUUUCGCCCAAAUUACGCUCGUUCCUAACUAAGUACAAAACGUUAUUGUUAGGUGUGAUACUGUAAUUUCAGUUAUGCUGUGUAAUAUUCGUAGCCUACGGGUAGGAACGGUGUUCUAUCAGUCUAGUCUAGUCAUGUUUAUAGUGCUAGCUGGUGCCGCUUAGUCAUAUAUUUAUAGUUAAAGCUUGUUUCUGUUUUGUGAUGGGCAGCCUCCCCUCCGCUUCUGGAGGAGGUCAUCAGAAGCCUCCCCCACAGAAAUCUACUUAAUGAUCGUCUUCACCCAAAAUUAUUCGCACGUUCAUGACCAUUAAUUUUUAAAUAUAGCUCUAGUUUUCUAAUCUGCUUGUGCUUCUGACAGCAAACUCAUGCUUCAAUUUUUAUUUUUAUGUUAUGACGCACGCACAAGAUAAGAUCCUAUAUGUAAGCUACAACUUGCACCAAAGAGAGCUGUGUAACCCUAGAUGCAAUUAAGUGGAAUGCUGUUCCUCACAGAUGUGAACUUAUAAUACUAAUGUUUAAACGGUGUAUGCUCAAAAUAAGAUAUCCAAAUUUAGUAUUAAUACAAUACCUACGACGACACGCCAUCAAUUGGUGCUCCGAGGCAGUUUUAAUCCUGGUGACGAAAAUCUGCCGUAGAACGCACGCGUUCCCGCUGUGCGGUAAAGCGUGUACCCGGUGUGCAACUAUGCAAUUCUUUAAAAUGUUCCUUGGAACGUGUACUUAAAUACAAGUCUGUGAUAAGAAUGUAUUGUGCGAGAGGCACACGAUAUUGAAUAAAACUAAACCGAACUAAA